Messenger RNA from Neoarius graeffei (lesser salmon catfish), 2973 nucleotides. RefSeq names its product growth factor receptor-bound protein 2a (gene grb2a). The transcript has 4 exons. Lineage: Eukaryota; Metazoa; Chordata; Actinopteri; Siluriformes; Ariidae. Gene Ontology annotation, molecular function: protein binding. Bases 325 to 2679 code for a protein of 784 amino acids. The record is from RefSeq and is a predicted model, not a curated record.
CAGUGAGCGGUUGUGAGGCGGAGAGAAGCUCGCGCUGCUUUCAGGAACAAAACCAGCACAGUGAAAAUAUAAAUACAGAUUAAUACAGAUUAAUUAAUACUACACCCGGAAGUGUUUAAAGUGUUUAUUACUCGGUGUUUGUCUCCAUUCAGGAUUUAAAGCAGCAGGAAGUGAACCUGAAGCACUGUGUGAGCGGAGACUCCUGAUUUCAGGGUGAGGGUUUCUGCUUCUCAUUCAGAGCUCAGCAACAAACACUGGCUGCUGAAGCGGGAUAAUCUCUCAGAACUGAACCACACGUCAGUGACGGCAGUCUGAGCCUCUGUCAUGGAGGCCAUCGCCAAGUACGACUUCAACGCCACUGCAGAUGAUGAGCUGAGCUUCAAACGCGGAGAGAUACUGAAGGUGUUAAAUGAGGAAUGUGAUCAGAACUGGUAUAAAGCAGAGCUGUAUGGGAAAGAAGGCUUCAUCCCCAAAAACUACAUCGAGAUGAAGCCGCACCUGUGGUUUUAUGGGAAGAUGCCGCGGGCGAGGGCGGAGGAAAUGCUGAACAAACAGAGACACGACGGAGCGUUUCUCAUCCGUGAGAGCGAGAGCGCGCCAGGGGAUUUCUCUCUCUCCGUCAAGUACACACUCUACUCUACUCCACUCUACUCUACUCCACUUCCACUCCACCUCUACUCCACCUCUACUCUGCUCCACCUCUACUCUACUCCACUCUACUCUGCUCCACCUCUACUCUACUCCACCUCUACUCCACUCUACUCUACUUCUAUUCCACUCCUAUUCCACUCUACUCUACUCUGCUCUACUCCACCUCUAUUCUACACUACUCUACUCUACCUCUACUCCACUCUACUCUACUUCUGUUCCACUCCUAUUCCACUCUACUCCACUCCACUCCACUUCACCUCUACUCCACUCCACCUCUACUCCACUCUACUCUACUUCUAUUCCACUCCUAUUCCACUCUACUCUACUCCUCCUCUACUCCACUUCACCUCUACUCCACUUCACCUCUACUUCUGUUCCACUCCUAUUCCACUCUACUCUACUCUGCUCUACUCCACCUCUAUUCUACACUACUCUACCUCUACUCCACUCUACUCUACUUCUGUUCCACUCCUAUUCCACUCUACUCCACUUCACCUCUACUCCACUCCACCUCUACUCCACUCUACUCUACUUCUGUUCCACUCCUAUUCCACUCUACUCUACUCCACUCUGCUCUACUCCACCUCUAUUCUACACUACUCUAUUCUACCUCUACUCCACUCUACUUCUGUUCCACUCCUAUUCCACUCUACUCCACUGCACCUCUACUCCACUCUACUUCUGUUCCACUCCUAUUCCACUCUACUCUACUCUACUCCACUCCACCUCUACUCCAACUCUACUCUACUCCACUCCACCUCUACUUCUACUUCACUCUACUCCUACUCUACACUCUACUCUAUUCUACUCUACCCCACCUCUACUCCACUCCACUCCACCUCUAGUCCACUCUACUUCACUCCCCCUAUACUCCACUGUACUCCACUCUGCUCUACUCUACCUCUACUCCACUCUACUCUGCUCUACUCCGCUCUACCUCUACUCCACCUCUACUCUAUUCUACUCUACUCCACUCCACCUCUAUUCCACUCUACUCCACUCUACCUCUAUUCCACUCUACUCUGCUCUACUCCGCUCUACCUCUACUCCACCUCUACUCUAUUCUACUCUACUCCACUCCACCUCUAUUCCACUCUACUCCACUCUACCUCUAUUCCACUUUACUCCACUCUACCUCUAUUCCACUCUACUCCACCUCUACUCUGCUCUACUCCACCUCUACUCUGCUCUACUCCACCUCUACUCUGCUCUACUCCACCUCUACUCUAUUCUACUCUACUCCACUCCACUCUACCUCUAUUCUACUCUACUCCACUCUACUCUACCUCUAUUCCACUCUACUCCACCUCUACUCUGCUCUACUUCUACUCUAUUCUACUCUACUCCACCUCUACUCCACUCUACCUCUAUUCCACUCUACUCUACCUCUAUUCCACUCUACUCCACCUCUACUCCACUCUACUUCUACUCUACUCCUACUCUACACUCUACUCCACUGUACUCCACUCUGCUCUACUCCAACUCUACUCUACCUCUACUCCACCUCUACUCCACUCCACCUCUAUUCCACUCUACUCCACUCUACCUCUAUUCCACUUUACUCCACUCUACCUCUAUUCCACUCUACUCCACCUCUACUCUGCUCUACUCCACCUCUACUCUGCUCUACUCCACCUCUACUCUGCUCUACUCCACCUCUACUCUAUUCUACUCUACUCCACUCCACUCUACCUCUAUUCUACUCUACUCCACUCUACUCUACCUCUAUUCCACUCUACUCCACCUCUACUCUGCUCUACUUCUACUCUAUUCUACUCUACUCCACCUCUACUCCACUCUACCUCUAUUCCACUCUACUCUACCUCUACUCCACCUCUACUCCACUCUACUUCUACUCUACUCCUACUCUACACUCUACUCCACUGUACUCCACUCUGCUCUACUCCAACUCUACUCUACCUCUACUCCACCUCUACUCCACUCCACCUCUACUCCAACUCUACUCCACCUCUACUCUACUACACUCCACCUCUACUCCAACUCUACUCUAACUCAACUUUACUCUAACUCUACUCUUUAUUUCCCCUCUAUUUCAUUAUUCUAAAUUCUACAUUGUUAUUCUUUAUUAUAUUGUAAUUGACAUACAGUGGUGCUCAAAAGUUUGUGAACCCUUUAGAAGUUUCUUUAUUUUUGCAUAAAUUUGACUGAAAACCUCAUCAGAUCUUCACACACGUCCUAAAGGUUGAUAGAGAACCCAGUUAAACACACGAGACUAAAAUAUUAUACUUGGUCAUUUAUUUAUUGAGGAAAAUUAUCCAAUAUUACAUAUCAGUGAGUGGCAAAAAAGUAUGUGUACCCUUG